GCUCUUCCAUCUGUCCAGACAAACCCCCGACCUCCCCACCUGCACCUCCAGAGCCGGAGCCUGAGACAUCUCUCAAUUCAGACAGCCAAGCCACCACUCUGCUGGCUGUAGCCUCUAUGAAGAAACUGCUGGAGGAAUCCCUCAGCUCAGUUUCAGAGAAUCAAAUCGAACAGGCUGGUGUGAAAAUAGAAACAACCGAAGAUGCUUCAGAGCAGGACAUAAAGCCUGUUUUAUCACAGCUUCAUUGUGAAAAGAAUGACAAGGAUUUAUUACCUGCUUGCUUGACAUCCCAAAUUAAAAGCUUGCUGUCGGAUAGUGAUGUGCUGGAGGGAAAAGACUUGCCAAAUCCCCAGCUCAGUGAUGCAGUUCCGUCUCUUUCUGCGUCAGGUGAGGUGGCGCACUCCGCCUGCGCUCAGUCACCCCAGACGUCUUCAACACCUUUCAUCACCACAGCCUCAUCAUGUGGAACUCGGAGAUCUUACAGCAGCAAUUGGGCCCAUCAAAGCUGCUGGUCUGAAGAGCUACCAAAGCUCCAUCACAUCACAACUACAUCCCUAGAUCCACCACAGCAGCAUCACCUUGAUCAGCAUGAUCAGCAGAGACACAACAGCUCUGUGCCACCUGCAGAAAGGUUCUGCAGCAGUAUGACAAGGAAGAGCAGCUCAAACAUCCUUCAGAAGAAGAGGGAAUACUGGAAGCUGAUGAAAAGGCAGCAGAGGGCGAGGUUAAAGGCCAGGCAGAAGGAGAUUCUUUCAAAGAAUACCCAGAAUGCAGGACUUGAUAUUAAUAUUAGUGAAUGUGUAAAUCCAUCAAAGCCAUCCUUCCAGUCCUGUUCGUCUGUCACAUCAGUACCUGCCAUGAGCAGCGUCCCUGACAUCUUGGUUGGCUCAUCAUGUAAAAUUGAACAAUCACCUGACACAUUCUGUGUUAAACCCCCCAUCAUCAGCAGAGAGGGAAACGUGAAAGAUGAACCUUCAUCACAUCUGACUGACUUUCUUGGAGUUUCUUCACCUCACUGCCAAAAGUGGACACCCAGAGCCACAGAGACUGAGACAGCCUCUUCUUUUCCUACUCUGAAGCCCCCAGACAACCCUCUGACAAGCAUCCACCUGCAGCCCAUUGAACUUCCUGAUAGACAUCAAAAUCCCAUCCUUAGUCCUAUAAAAAUCUCUUGUGCUCAACUUCAAAGUCCCAUAAAUAAGGUGGAGUCUGCUGCCCAGGCAGCAUCAAUAUGCAUCAUGAUGCCUCCAAAGCCCAUCCCUGGGGAGUCUGAGGAGGACUUUCUGAGGAGAAAGCGAGAGUACUGGAGGUUAAAAAAGAAGGAGCAAAGAGCAAAGAAGGCAUUUCAGUACAAGGGGUGCACCUCAACGAGAGCCUCCAGCGGCAGCAGCAGCUCUGAUCUGCCUGGUCAGGAUCUACAGACGCCGACGACAGCUAUGGAGGAUUCCAGUCAGUGGGGAAACUCCUCUGAUGCAUCUGAAAAUCUAAUGAGCAUCCCAGUGGAUCCCGACCCACCACCGUUUAUAUACACCAACUGCCCAGCUCAGGUAGAAGGUGAGGCAGAUAUUUUGUUUGCUGAUCAUGCUGAUGGUGAUGAUGAUCAUGAUGGUAAUGAUGAGGAGGAGGAUUCUAUGUCAGAGGCAGUCUGGAGAAACCGCUACCUCAUGGACUAUGAUCCACUCAACCAGCUGCUGGUGUGCAUGGUCUGUGGUGAGCUGCAGUACUCCCACAGCCUGGAGGGGGUGCAAGCCCACAUCGACGAGGCGCACCCCCUCACCUUGAGGCUGGAACCCAGGGAGAAACAGAGGAUCCUGGAGGCCUGGGACGAGCAGGUGUCGCAGCGGGAGCGCUUCUUCAGCAGCCAGCUGCAGCAGCACUGUGGUGCUGCAGAAGAAACAUACAGGAACUGAUGUGUAAAGGAGAUUGCUGCAGAGUUGACUGGAAACCAAGUCCAAAAGAGAACAUCAUCUUUCUAUUUCUUCUCUCAGUUCUGUUUUCCAUUUCUUUUUAUUUAUUUCCACAAAGUCAUUUUAAAAGAAAAGGCUAGGUUAGGUUCCUUGAUUAUAUUUGGGAAUAAAAGACCAACAGAUUUACUGGGCUUGAUUUUUUUCCCCACAGUUAAAACCUAUUGAAUAAUUCAGUUCUGGACACAUUCCAGUCUUUGUAUUUUUUUCUCUCUCUGGAUCCAGGUUCAGUUCGUGGCUGUCUCAAGUUGUGCAACUGCUUUUUAAAAGUGUCCGUACCAUGCUGCUCUUUGAAUCCCUUUACUGUAUAUUCUCCUGUUUUAUUAUUUGAGGCAGCUUUUUCUUCGGACUUCAUCACCUGUGUGGAAAUCUUUCUGCAGUACCUUCAGGGGUUUUAUUUUUUCUCUUGUACGUAAUUAAAUACAAAGGUAGCUGUGAAAGGCCAAAUUUUUUGAAUAUUGUUAAUAUUAUUUUUUAAACAUUAUUUAUUAUUUGUUGAUCUUUCUUAAACAUAGUUGUUAGCUGAAGAUGCAUUAUUCAUACAUACAGUUCCAUGUUAGAGUAGGACAGUCUCUCAUUUGUAAGUAUUGAAUAAAGAUUUUUCUGCAUGAGUAGUAAAUGAAGCACUGCAGCUAAAUAUCAGAAUGCAUUCCUGAUUUUUGGUUUUAUCUCUUUGGUAUGAAGCUUAACAUCCUGAAUGAACUUUGUUUAAGCACAAAUUGAGAAAACUGAAGCACAGCUGGAACAGCGUGAGGCGCUGGACUUUACCUUGUUUUUUCACAUUUGAAUGUAACUUGCUGACAUGUUUACCUGUUUGAGAAGAAUCUUUAAAUGCCUUUUCCACUAAUAAAUCAUUUCUACAUUUUG
Molecule: messenger RNA, 2831 nt
Organism: Xiphophorus couchianus (Monterrey platyfish)
Lineage: Eukaryota; Metazoa; Chordata; Actinopteri; Cyprinodontiformes; Poeciliidae
Exons: 7
Coding region: 117-1910 (597 amino acids)
Biological process (GO): negative regulation of DNA-templated transcription
Source: RefSeq, a predicted model, not a curated record